Molecule: messenger RNA, 518 nt
Organism: Meloidogyne enterolobii
Lineage: Eukaryota; Metazoa; Nematoda; Chromadorea; Rhabditida; Meloidogynidae
Source: the annotation of a GenBank genome assembly
UUUUAAAGAUAAUGCUUAUAUCCCUUCCAAUAUUAUUAUUUUUAUUAAAUAAUAUUUAUUGUAAUCCACCAACAAUUGAUGAAUGUAAAAUUAGGGAUAAUAUAAAUGAUUACCUUCAUAAUUGUUUUUUUUGUUACCAAGAAUUACUUGUUUGCCUUUUCUCUACCGAAUUAAAAUGUGAUAUGGAAAAAAGUUUUACUAAUAGAGAAUAUUAUUUUGAUUAUUCUAAUUGUAAAGAUUUAUAUUCGGGUUGUGCUACAGCUGAGAAAAAUGGAUGUUUAGAUGGUUAUUGUAAAUGUGAAAAAUUAAUGAUUGGUUGUAUAACAAAAAAUAAAUGCCGUCCUUUACAUGAUAAAAAAUUAAAUAAAUCAUUAAGCAACUUUUAUUGGUUUAUUACAAAUUAUAAAGUAGAAUCUGCAAUUACUAUGGACAAAAAUAAACCUAUGAAUACAUCUUUUGUUUCUGUUAAUUAUUUUGAUGGAAUAUUUAAUUCUCUUUUGCAUAAAUUAAUUAAAUAA